AUGGCAGGCGCAGCUAUGGAGCAUCAGAUUGGGGAGAUCCUUCGAUCGAACCUCGACAUCCAGGAUCUAGAAAUCGUCGACAUCUCGGCAAAUUGCGGGACGUCGUUCUCGAUCGUCGUGGUAUCACCAGCCUUCCAAGGCAAGGGCAAGCUGGCAAGACAUAAGCUCGUAAACUCAAUACUAGCGGAUCAGAUUGCUACAUUACACGCAUUCUCACAAAAACCGUUGACACCGGCCGAAUGGGAAAAAGAAAAAGAAAAGCGGGCGGCCGCUACGAAAGUGUAG
Molecule: messenger RNA, 285 nt
Organism: Filobasidium floriforme
Lineage: Eukaryota; Fungi; Basidiomycota; Tremellomycetes; Filobasidiales; Filobasidiaceae
Product: bola protein
Exons: 4
Coding region: 1-285 (94 amino acids)
Biological process (GO): intracellular iron ion homeostasis
Cellular component (GO): cytosol; nucleus
Molecular function (GO): 2 iron, 2 sulfur cluster binding
Source: RefSeq, a predicted model, not a curated record